Molecule: messenger RNA, 1095 nt
Organism: Thlaspi arvense
Lineage: Eukaryota; Viridiplantae; Streptophyta; Magnoliopsida; Brassicales; Brassicaceae
Source: the annotation of a GenBank genome assembly
CUGCUUAAUUGGUUCUUUCAGUUAUAAUCAGAUCGUUCGCUGUAGCGAGAGAGCUUCGGCAUUGGCUCAAGUCGGAGCUGGAGAACUAUCCGUGAACGGAGAAGGUUGCUGAUCUAAAUUAGGCGAAGACAGGAAAUGACGGAAUCGAGUCUGGAUCUGCAGGAAUCGGGCUGGGAGGAGCUCCGGAGGGAAGCUCGUAAAAUCGAAGGCGAUCUCGACGUUAAGCUCUCUUCAUACGCUAAGCUCGGCGCCAGGUUUACUCAAGGCGGGUAUGUUGACGCUGGGUCUCCAACCGUUGGAUCUGGAAGAUCAUGGAAGUCCAUGGAGAUGGAGAUUCAAUCGUUGCUUGAGAAGUUGUUGGACAUUAAUGAUUCCAUGAGUAGAUGUGCUGCUUCCGCUGCACCCACAACAUCGGUUACGCAAAAGCUUGCAAGGCACAGGGAUAUCCUCCAUGAAUAUACUCAGGAGUUUCGAAGAAUAAAAGGAAAUAUAAACUCGAUGAGAGAACACGCUGAGCUUUUGAGUUCUGUCAGGGAUGACAUAAGUGAAUAUAAGGCUUCUGGUAGUAUGUCACCAGGUGUGCAAGUGCUAAGGGAGAGAGCUUCAAUCCAUGGAAGUAUAUCCCAUAUUGAUGAAGUUAUAGGUCAAGCUCAAGCAACAAGAGCAGUUCUUGGUUCUCAGCGAUCUCUGUUUUCAGAUGUUCAAGGGAAAGUUAAAAAUCUGGGAGACAAAUUCCCAGUGAUUCGUGGCUUACUUGGCUCAAUUAAAAGGAGACGUUCUCGGGAUACACUUAUCCUCUCCGCUGUGAUUGCUGCUUGUACGUUGUUUCUAAUCAUCUACUGGCUCUCGAAAUAAAAAAAACAGUAUGUUCAUACACCUAAACUAUAAAAAACGAGCUUGCCUCUCGCAUCCUUAGAUCUAUUUUUUUUCAAGUUCUCUUCUUGCUAUUGUAUUUCGCCGUUUUGUUGGGUUAUGUGUUUGUAGGAUAUGAUAAUAUUACACCCUAAAUCAGAAAACAGCUUAAAAUUCAAAAAAAAAAAAAAAGGAAACACAUUUUUCACAACAUCAAAGAUCAAUCCAUGUGACAUCAGCCAG